GCCAGAUUAGAAGGGUCUAGGAUUCCUUUGUAAGGCACAGCAAGAAAGACAAUCAGAUACAAUAUCAGGGAUCUCCUGGUAAGGCUUCUGGCUACCAUUAGUUCUGAAUACUGAGGUUUUGAUGAGAAAAAUGGCUGUGAGUUUUGAAAUGUCUUUGAGAAUUUCUUGGAUUUGUUGCCUGCUAAUUGGAGGGAUAACCUGUUAUCCUCCACCUAAAGGUAACUAUAGAUAUAUUCCCCCAAAUAAAUUAAAAGGAACCACGACUGGCCCAAAUACUUUAGGUGGAGCAACUGGAUCCCGUACCUCAGCAGCAGCAGCAGCAGCAACCCGAAAUGCCUCAGCAAGCGUCACAGCUGGGCCAAAUACCUUAGGUGAAGCAACUGGCCACGGUUUCUCGGAAGCAACUGGCCACAGUGCCUCGGCAGCGGAAGCUACUGGCCACAGUGCCUCGCAAGCGGCCCCCCGUAAUGCAGCGGAAGCGGCCACCCAUAAUGCCUCGGCAAGUGUGCUAACCGGCCCAAAUACCUUAGGUGAAGCAACUGGCCACAAUGCUUCAUCAGGCGUCACGGCUGGCCCAAAUACCUUGGGUGAAGCAUCCGACUCUCGUGCCUCAACAGCAACCCGAAAUGCCUCAGCAAGCGUCACGGCUGGGCCAAAUACCUUAGGUGAAGCAACUGGCCACGGUUCCUCGGCAGCAGAAGCAACUGGCCACAGUGCCACCCACAAUGCCUCGGCAAGUGUGGCAACUGGCCCAAAUACCUUAGGUGAAGCACCUGGCCACAAUGCUUCAUCAGGUGUCACGGCUGGCCCAAAUACCUUGGGUGAAGCAACUGGCCACGGAGCCUCGGCAGCAGAAGCAACUGGCCACAGUGCCACCCACAAUGCCUCGGAAAGCGUGGCAACUGGCCCAAAUACCUUAGGUGAAGCACCUGGCCACAAUGCUUCAUCAGGUGUCACUGCUGGCCCAAAUACCUUGGGUGAAGCAUCCGACUCCCGUGCCUCAGCAGAAGCAGCCACCCACAAUGCCUCAGCAAGCGUCACGGCUGGCCCAAAUACCUUAUGUGAAGCAACCGGCCACAGUGCCUCAAGUGCGGAAUCUGGUUCAAAUGCCUCGGCAGAAGCGACAGGCGCCCUUGCCUCGGCAGAAGCGACAGGCGCCCUUGCCUCGGCAGAAGCGACAGGCGCCCUUGCCUCGGCAGAAGCGACAGGCGCCCUUGCCUCGGCAGAAGCGACAGGCGCCCUUGCCUCGGCAGAAGCGACAGGCGCCCUUGCCCCGGCAGAAGCGACAGGCGCCCUUGCCUCGGCAGAAGCGACAGGCGCCCUUGCCUCGGCAGAAGCGACAGGCGCCCUUGCCCCGGCAGAAGCGACAGGCGCCCUUGCCUCGGCAGAAGCGACAGGCGCCCUUGCCUCGGCAGAAGCGACAGGCGCCCUUGCCUCGGCAGAAGCGACAGGCGCCCUUGCCUCGGCAGAAGCGACAGGCGCCCUUGCCUCGGCAGAAGCACAGCCUUGA
Salmo salar (Atlantic salmon) is the source of this 1510-nucleotide messenger RNA. RefSeq lists its product as uncharacterized. Lineage: Eukaryota; Metazoa; Chordata; Actinopteri; Salmoniformes; Salmonidae. The record is from RefSeq and is a predicted model, not a curated record.